Messenger RNA from Haliotis rufescens (red abalone), 1795 nucleotides. RefSeq names its product ceramide kinase-like. The coding region runs from base 169 to 1635 and encodes 488 amino acids. The transcript has 14 exons. NCBI's taxonomy places the organism in Eukaryota, Metazoa, Mollusca, Gastropoda, Lepetellida, Haliotidae. Gene Ontology annotation, molecular function: kinase activity. The record is from RefSeq and is a predicted model, not a curated record.
ACAUCGGAUUGCAGCUAGACUGGGUGGGGAGUCCCGAACAUCGGUCAAAGGGCGCAGCGAGGCGCUGGCUGGCACUUUCCCACGGUCUUCAACUGCUUGACAAGGAAAGAAUAACACGCGAUAACAGUCUUCAAAUACCCAGGAAGACAGCAGCCGACUUGUGUGGUAAUGGCGGAGGCACCUGAGUUGUUGAGUGGGGAUCUGCUGAGUGGUGGACAGGAAUACAGUGUACACCUGUCACCUGACGGCCUACGCUGGCAGCUGACCAAUCAGAAGAAGGAACCCACAGAGGUCAGCCUCCCGUGGAGUGACAUCUACGGCCUGGGAACAGAUGGCCUGGGGGAGACAACUCAGGUGAAUGGUGAGGGCAAGAGCUUCACCAUCCACUUUAUAUCCCGCAGAAAGGAUAUGAAGUGGAGAGCAGCUGAGAAGAAGUUUGAUGUGAAGGAAGGUGACGUCAGUGCAUGGGUUGUCCAGAUACAAGCCAAGUAUCGACCAGCGACCCCUAAAAGCCUGCUUGUGAUAGUGAACCCAAUCGGGGGCAAGGGUCAAGGUCGACAGAUCUAUGAGGAGAAGGUGGCUGGCUUCUUCAAGACGGCAGGGAUUGAUACUCAUGUUUUCAUAACAGAGAGGGCAAAACAUACAGAGGAAAUCAUAAAUAACUUUGACUUCUCUAAAGUGGAAGGCAUCGUGACAGUGGGAGGAGACGGGAUGUACCAGGAGGCACUCAACACGCUCAUCCAACGGAACCAGAAAGAGGCUGGCAUCGACGUCAAUAAUCCAGAGUCUGUCCUCAAGCCGUUAGAUAUCAAGUUUGGCAUCAUUCCAGCAGGCACUGGCAAUGGACUUUGUGGUAUGGCAACAGGCGUGAUAGACAUAGAGACAGCAAUAUUACAUGUUAUCAGAGGGGAGACAACUGGUUUCAAUAUAUUUGGUAUCUACGAGCCCGGCAAGUUGCUGUCUUACAGUGGCCUACUGUUUGCUCACGGCUUCACUUCUGCAGUGAUUAAGAAGACGGAGGAGAAAAGAUGGAUGAAAACUUUCCGAUAUCCAUAUGUGAUAUUGACUCAUUCGUUCAGCAAGAAGUCAGUUUAUGAACCAGAAAUCCAUGUGAUGGAAAAGACAGUUGGAGAUGACAGCCAAGAAAAAGCUGAUUCAGAAGGAGCAGCUGCCUCCCUCCCUGAGAAAGGCUGGCGGAGACUGGAAGCCAUGGAGUAUAUGGACAUGAUGAUGUUUAUAUGCAAAUUAGACACUACUCAAGACAAGAUGGUGAUGCGCCCUUCUGCGGACAGUUUUACGGUUUUCUUGACCAAACAUUGUGGAGGCUGGGCCCAUCUGAAAUUCAUGUUUGGAUUAAUGACACGAGAUAGUAGUGCGCUGAAGGUCCCCCAGUUGGUAGUACACCAGAAUCUGACAGCAAUAAAGGUCAAGUUCAACAUCGACGAGAACCCAUCACUCUCCGAGAAAGAGAAGAUGGUUGGACGUCUGCUCAACAUUGAUGGGGAGUUGUACAGGGUUGAAUCUGGAGAAGUUGACAUUCGUUUGAUACCGAGGUAUGUGCCGUUGUAUUCGACCGAUGUUGAUGUAUACACAGCAUUGCCAGAAGAGAGUCACAGAGAGCAGCCACAGACCUAGAGAGUGCUUGGGGGGCACAGGAAUCUGAAGCCAAACAGGGGGCACGGGUGACCCAGUCGUCUAAGGCGCCACGAUUCGCUGUGCAGAGUUGUGUCCCCUGGGCAAGCAAGAAACCUAUGAUUGUGGGUUCGAAUCCCGGUUCGCCCCGAUAAUGUUUCUA